Molecule: messenger RNA, 1161 nt
Organism: Cladocopium goreaui
Lineage: Eukaryota; Dinophyceae; Suessiales; Symbiodiniaceae
Source: the annotation of a GenBank genome assembly
AUGUCCUUAUCGUCCGGGCCCAGUGCCACAGCCACGGAGAACCAACUUCUGCGAAAGACCUUGAUGAAGGACCUCUACACGCGUAUCAGUAUGAAGUCGGAGCAGGUUGUGUGGAACCAAUUGCGCAGACACCCCCAGGAAGUUCAGCGUGCAAGGGAUUUGACGGUCGAAGAGAUGCUUGCGAGUCAGCAUGAGAGGUAUGGCCUGGGUAGGAGCGUAGUUCGAUAUUCUCAAAAGCAAGUUUCACCACUGACCUGGCCGGGAGAUGAUGCGGGAACCCAGGGAGCAGUGUGCAAGUCCCACGUUUGUCUUGAUGUGCUUGUGUCCUCCCUUGGUGGCAGCCCCAAUGCUUCGAAGUUGAUGUUUACAACGCUGCCGUUGCAGCACGAGCCAUACCGGCGUUUGUGGCAGCGAUUCUGUCGGCUGGAGAAAUGGCUGGAGUUAGCUGCGCGGCCAAGUUCUGAAGAAUGCCCUGAGGAGGCAGACCUCCUGGCGCACGAGGUGGAUGACAUCUCAGCACUGCGGCAGCGCAUGGAGCUGCAUGGUUCUUUAGAGCAAAAGGCCACAUUUUGCCGUUCCCCAGAUCUGAAGUUGUUGUGGUCCUCUUUGCCAGUGGACUUCGAAGAUGAACACUUAGAAGUGCGACCAUCGCAGCUAGGUGUGGAAGCCGGGCUGGGCCUCUUUGCUACAAAGGCAUUGCCAGCCAAUCAACUGGUUGUUCAUUAUGGAGGCAACAUUCACACGCUCAAAUCCUCGAUGAAGCUUCAGGACCAGGAGUAUGUCAUGCGAUUGGGCCAGACCGCAUCUGCAGUUGAUGAACUGGCUGACGGCUCUCUAUAUGUUGAUGCAGGUCCGCACCUUGCUGUGAAGGGCAGAUACAUCAACGAUUGUCGAUGCUCGGCCUUGAUGCAUGAUUUUGAUGCCUAUGUCGCAAGCAGAGUCCGCAAUGGAACUCCACUGCUCCCAGGAAGUCUUGACAGUUAUAACCUCCAAUUGGUGUGCUGCCCGGAAAAGCACGUGGCUGAGUUGUUCACGACGCGUGAUGUCGAAGAAGGCGAAGAACUUUUCUUUGAUUACGGCCAUCGCUAUUGGGAUGAUCGCCUUGCGACUGGAGCAGUAUGCAAAGUCUUGAGAAAACAAAUUCCGAUAGAAUACCAGUAG